UGCCGUCUCAUCUUUUUCUACUGGUUCAAGAAAGAUUACUACAAGUUCUUAUUGUGGGACUCUUUUCCCUUCUUGGAAGACGAUUCACAGUUGUGCUUCACAUUUGCAUGAGCUUGUCAUCAAGAGGUAGAACAAGCUGAACCUCUACUCACCCUAUCAUUUCUGCUGCGCCUCUCAAUCUCUCAUUAAACAGAUCAUGUUGAUCUCUUCUUCAUCAUUCUAAUAAGUGGCUUAUCAAUCCUGCGCCUGUAAUCAGGUCACCAGCCAGUGUUUCAUUAGCCGGAUCCGGAUUGCAUGAAGCACACUGAUCUAUCAGCUAGCUGCAGAGGAGACAUCAACUGAUCCUGCGUUUUUCUUCUACGCAUACUCCAACAGUCAUUCCAGUACAUGUCCAGAAAUCAAAGCUCGUGACACGUCACACGUGUGGUUGUCGUCCUCUGCGCACACACCAUUCUAUUCUGCACACCGCGUUCCGUUCCCAGAUCGAGCUCGAUCUGCAGACAUGGCAGAAGUCUUAGCUGGAUUUCUCACUUCUGCCGUCGUCAAAAUUGCCAAAGACAAGCUGGCCUCCGCCAUCGCGGAGCAGGCCAAUCUGCUGUGGAACUUCGGCGACGACCUGGAGGAUAUGAACUCUACGCUGGAGUCCAUCUCUGCAGCACUCCAAGACGCCGAGAGGCGGUCGGUCAAGAACAAGUUGGUGCAGCUGUGGCUCAAGCGGCUGAAGAACGCUGCCUUUGACAUCUCGGACUUGCUCGAUGACUACCAAGACACUAGCGACCGAUUGACUUCUGCAAUGAAGCCAAGAGUGCUCUCAUGUCUCCCAGUCACAUGCAAGAAGAUUGCCGUGGCUAAUAGGAUGAAGAGUAUGAGAGAAGAACUGAGGAAAAUCAACAAGAAAUUUCAGGAUUUUAAUUUCUUACAUGGCGCCACUAGCACUUGUGUUACGAAACAAGAUGAUGUUCGUGAAACAGCAUCACGUUUGCCUGAAAAAAAAAUAGUAGGAAGGGAUGGAGAAAAGCAGGAAAUCAUAAACCUCUUAUCCGCAGGUACCAAUAAUGAUGAGACAGUGAUUGUUGCUAUCCAUGGCCUUGGAGGUAUGGGUAAAAGUACUUUAGCACAACUAGUUCACAAUGAUGUCCAAAUCAUCAAGAAGUAUGAUCAUCAUAUAUGGGUUUAUGUGUCCCGGGAUUUCAGUUUAAAGAAAAUCGGAAGCUCUAUAAUUUCCCUAAUACAGAUAGAAGGAGGCCAGCAGAAUAGGGAUACACUGGAACUGAUAAAUCAGUCCCUGGAUAGCCUACUCUGUGGCAAGAAGGUUUUGAUUGUUUUAGAUGACUUAUGGGAGGAAAAUGACACCGAGUUGGAUGGAUUGAGAAGUAUGCUUCAUGUGGGUAGGAAGGGCAGUAUGAUAGAUGUCAUAGUAACCACACGCAAGGAAGACAUUGCAAGGAAAGUUUCCACCAGUAAACCAUACAAGCUGCAGCCUUUGAAGGAUGAUAAAUGCUGGGAAAUAAUUAAGAGAUGUAGUAAGUUUGAAGAGAAAGAAAACCAGGGAAGAUUGAAGAAGAUAGGAUUGGAACUUGCAAAGAAAUGUGGAGGUGUGGCAUUAGCAGCUCAAGCACUUGGAUACAUGCUGCAAUCCAAAGAUCUGCCUGGAUGGGCAGAAAUAAACAACAGUGAUAUCUGGAAUGAAUCUUCUGAAGACAAUGGUGGCGUGCUCCCGUCCUUGAAGCUAAGUUAUGAAAGGAUGCCACCACAGCUCAGGAUAUGCUUUUCUUAUUGUGCCAUAUUCCCAAAAGGACAUAAUAUUACUCAAGAUGAUUUGAUUCACCAAUGGAUUGCUCUCGGCUUUAUAAAGCCAUCGAUCGGGAAGGAAUACAUCAGGCAACUUUUGGGGAUGUCCUUCCUUCAAGUUUCAAAGCUGCCCAAGACUUCGGGAGAUCAUAUGGUGCAGUACACCAUGCAUGACCUGGUGCAUGACCUGGCAACAUUAAUCAUUGGUGAUGAGUUAAUGGUUUCUUCCGUUGCAUCGAAGAGAACGAAUGCACAUAGGCUGAAAUAUUGUCGCUAUGCACUGGUUACCAAAUAUGACCAGGCAACAAAAUUAUCAAGUGUUUUACCCUCGAAGGUGAGGGCACUUCAUUUUUCAGAUAGCAGCAAGCUGGAUCUCUCUUGUGGGGCAUUUUCAUCUGCAAAAUGCUUGCGUAUUUUGGAUUUUAGUCGAUGCUCUAGUAUAAUGUUGCCAGUCUCUAUUGGGCAAGUGAAGCAGCUGCAGUAUCUUACUGCUCCAAGAAUGCAAAAUGAAGUUCUCCCAGAGUAUAUCACUGAGCUAUCAAAACUGCAGUACCUGAACCUGAAUGAAUCUUCUCACAUUUCUGCACUACCAGAAUCAAUAGGCAAGCUCGGGUGUCUGAAAUAUCUAGGUCUAUCAGGUUGUUCUGGCCUCUCAAAACUGCCAGAAUCAUUUGGUGAUUUAAAAUGUCUGAUGCAUCUUGACAUGUCAGGUUGUUCUGGGAUAAGUGGGCUGCCAAACUCACUAGGCAAUCUCACAAAUUUGCAGCAUCUUGAGUUAUCUGGAUGCUCCAGUAUCAAGGCAAUACCUGAAUCUUUGUGUGGCCUCACACAACUCCAGUAUUUGAACUUAUCAUCUUGUCGCCAUCUUGCACAGCUACCGGAAGCUAUUGGCUGCCUCGUCGAUCUACAGUAUUUAAACAUGUCAGGGUGUAGUGGCAUUAGGGAACUCCCACAGUCAUUUAAGAGGCUCUGUAAUUUGUUGCAUCUGGAUUUAAAAGGCUCGUGUUUUGAGAAAGGGUUAGUGGGAGCUCUGUGUGGCCUCACUGCAUUACAAUAUCUGGAUAUGGCCGCACCGCAUUACAAUAUCUGUCUGCACGUGAAAAAUUUGGAGGAGGAUGAUCUACCUGAUGCUAUAAGAAACCUCACCAAUCUCAAGGUUUUGAAUUUAUCAUGGAUUCUAGAUGGACUCUUUAAUGAUGUCGACAGUGAUCUUGAUUUCAUCGGUGCCCUCACCAAUUUGGAGCAUUUGGACCUAUCACACAAUAUUGGACUUUCUUAUCUACCACAAAGUAUUGGUAACCUCAAAAGGCUGCAUACAUUGGAUCUCCAGUAUUGCCGGGGGCUCAGGUCCCUCCCAGAGAGUAUAGGUGGUGCAAUUGGGUUGAAAUCUAUAGGGCUGGACGGGUGCUCAGAUGAAUUGAUGGAUCAGGCCCAUUCUUUGUUGCAUUAUUCACUAACAUUACCACUCUUUAAGGUUCGUGCUGGUGAUGAUGUCAGUGCUCAUAGCAACCUGCAUCUGCUUGAGGGUGAAAAUGUCGGUGAGUUACGCAUAGUUUCCCUUGAAAACGUAAGAUUUCUGGAAGAAGCACGGAGACUUGAGUUGUGGACCAAACAUAAUCUUUGGGCCUUGAAACUGUCUUGGACCUCGCGCGCUGAGCGACAUCUGGAGGAUAAGGAUUUGUUGGGGCAACUGGUGCCACCAAUGAGUCUGAAGUACUUUAUUCUAGAAUAUUAUAGUAGCCCGAGCUUUCCUAGCUGGCUCAUGGACAUUUCUCAUCAUCUCCCGAAUCUUACUUCCAUUGAUAUGUUUCAUCUGCCUGCAUGUAGCAACCUACCACCACUUGGACAGUUGCCGUGCCUGGAAAGCCUGCGUCUCCUGGAUUUACCCAAGGUUGCAAAGAUUGACAGGGGUUUCUUCGGUGGCAAAGGAGCGUUCCCCCGAUUGGCAAGAUUCGCUCUAGAUCGUAUGCAUGGACUGGAGGAGUGGAAUACAACAUUCCCUGGCGAGGAUGGUGUGGAGGAGUUCAUGUUCCCUAUGCUUGAUGACUUAUAUGUAAAUGAAUGUCCGAGGUUGAGGUUGAAACCAUGCCCACCAAAGUGCCGUCGGUGCACAAUACGAGAGAGCGACCAGGUUAUAUCUUCGCUGGAGGAGGUACAAACUAACAGCCGCUGCUGCAACAGAUCUACUCCAACCACCAGCCUGGCCAUUAGACAUAGUCAGCACCAGAGUUGGAGCCUGUUUCACCACUUCCCUGCCCUCCAGGAGUUGGAAUUAUCGAGCUGUCAUAAUCUGAGGAGCUUGCCGGAGGGAAUACAGCAGCUCUCCUGCCUUCAGUCGCUCGAAUUGCGUUGGUGUCACAGCAUAUCAGGACUGCCAGAAUGGCUUAGCGACAUCUCCUCUCUCAAAAGACUCGCCAUCAUGGGCUGUGAGAGCAUUAAGUCUUUGCCUCCAUGUAUACAACAGCUCACCAGCCUCCAGAAAUUAGUUGUUUCUAAUAACGGGGAACUACAGCAGUGGUGCGAGUCAGAAGAAAAUAAGGCGAAGCUCGCACACAUAAACACCAUAAUUUAUGAGUAGCUUAAGUACCAUGAAAAAUGCCACCGGGGUAUAAGGUUAGGGUCACAAACUCACAAUCAGCUGGACUUCCUCAAUGCUUGCGAUAUGGGUUCUAUGGACACUUGAGGCUUCUGUAUUUUCAGUACAAUACAGACAUGGUGAUGAAGGCCUAACUGCAGAAUUGUUCCUCUUGAUGAUCUUAUUUUGGGUUGAGAGGCUCACCAGACACCAGGGGUCUAAUUCAGCACUUGGUAUGUCUGAAGAAGUGUUAGCAACAGUUCUGAUAUACAUGCUUUCACCUAUUCUCCGUCUAAAUUGCUUUUAAUUACAGCUGUAAUGUGCCUGUGAGAUGUUUCUUGGAAGUUGGAAACAAGCUCAAAUCAUGUUGAAUCAAAGGAUCUUCACUAGCAGCUGCAUUUGUCAGAUCUUAGAUGCUAGCAGAGCCUAUACAAAGUUACAAAUUGUAAUGUUAUAGUGUUAUUGUCUACAUUUGCUGCCGGCUCUCAGUGUAAACAACAUGGGAACUCCAUCUGCUUCUGUCAGGCUGUUCGAUUCUUCAAA
This is a messenger RNA of Panicum virgatum (switchgrass), 4909 nucleotides long. RefSeq names its product putative disease resistance protein RGA4. The record is from RefSeq and is a predicted model, not a curated record. Bases 503 to 4369 code for a protein of 1288 amino acids. Gene Ontology annotation, biological process: defense response to fungus. Gene Ontology annotation, molecular function: protein binding; ADP binding. NCBI's taxonomy places the organism in Eukaryota, Viridiplantae, Streptophyta, Magnoliopsida, Poales, Poaceae. The transcript is spliced from 6 exons.